Messenger RNA from Nematostella vectensis (starlet sea anemone), 2090 nucleotides. RefSeq names its product STE20-related kinase adapter protein alpha. Gene Ontology annotation, biological process: protein phosphorylation. Gene Ontology annotation, molecular function: ATP binding; protein kinase activity; protein serine/threonine kinase activator activity. The transcript is spliced from 12 exons. Bases 283 to 1506 code for a protein of 407 amino acids. NCBI's taxonomy places the organism in Eukaryota, Metazoa, Cnidaria, Anthozoa, Actiniaria, Edwardsiidae. The record is from RefSeq and is a predicted model, not a curated record.
AUGCAUGACAGACCAGCGGUUCUCCGUUGUAAAGGUUAUCCGUAUUCGUUUCUCUCUCAUCAAUUUUCUCCCUUAUUCCCCCUCGUCUGGAUCAAAUGCAGCUAUUGUAUCGCACAUAUAUCAUACGAACCUAUACCAUCGAACAAACGGGAAUUAAGAACGAGGCGACUCCCAUAGCUUGUCAAAAUGGAGUUUUCCUCUAGUGCAGCCAUGCCCCUUUGUUGAUGAGAACGAAAAUGUUCUUGUUAUAGUUCAUCUUAAAGACUUUUCCUGAAUGGAUACAUGACGCAUCUAUGCUCCUGUGUUGAUAGAACACACUCUGCAGUUGGUCCUAUAUCAGGAGAAUUUCAACAGCAACCACAGAAUAGGCCCAAAAGCAUGUCUACAGAUCAGCUCAGUAGAAGCCUACCUACCAUUGUUUGCCAUCCUGCACCUGCAGACUAUAGGUUUGAAACCAUGAUUGGCAGAGGCUUCUAUGACUCAGCCAAGGUCUGUGUUGCUCUUCACAUACCUUCUUCAACAUUCCUUGUGGUGAAAAGAACAGACUUAGAUGUCCAAAGUACAGAUCAACUAGAAACCCUCAAGCAUGAAGUUCAAAUGCUGAGAUCACUUCAUCAUCCUAACAUCUUACCUUUAUAUUCUACCUUCAUCAUAAACCAAGAGUUGUGGACAAUAUUCCCACUUAUGUCCUAUGGCUCUUGUGCGGACAUCCUUUCAGAGAGCUACCGUGAUGGUAUGCCCGAGGCGCUGAUUGCCGCGAUAUUAAAGGAAGUAUUACAAGGCCUGGACUACUUACACAGAAUGUCUAUCAUUCACAGAGGUAUGAAGGGUGGGCAUGUCCUGGUCGGAAAUGAUGGUCGUGUUUGUCUGUCGGGUCUGCGCAAGUCAUUCCGUCUGGACCCUAACAGCUCAGGCAGCAAGAAAGCUCAUGACUUUCCUCUCCAUGCAGUGGACUUACUGCCAUGGAUGGCUCCCGAAAUCCUCAAACAAGACUUACUGGGCUACGACUGUUCCGCGGAUAUCUAUAGCAUCGGUAUCCUAGCAAUCGAGCUUGCCCAUGGCUCAUUACCAUACGUCGGCCUACCCCCCACCAAGGUGCUACUGGAGAAGCUACACAAGGCUUCUCCAUCUCUUUGCCCUACACGCUCGGAUGCUAGUGAUACCAGUACUAUGCACACGACCACCACAGGGACGGACACUGGCAGCGUCAUCACAUCGCUAGAGGCCCCCGCCUCUAACGUAGGACAAAAAAAGUUUUCCCUUGUAUUCCAUCAGUUUGUUGACGCCUGCGUUCAAAAUGACCCAUCACUAAGGCCGACAUCAAACUCUUUAGCGUGUCACUCAUUUAUCAAGCAGAUGAAGAAGAAAAGCCCUGAAAUCCUCGCUGAACUUCUUACUGGUGUUCCUCGGCUAACGCAUCGUCAGGAAGAGUCGGGCGUGCUGGGUGAUAUGGACGUCAUGGAGACUGACUUGGCCGCCAUGAGCCUAGACGAGUGGCAAUUCUAACUCGGAUCAAGACCAGUGCCAGUUAUGACAUUUGAGGCAGGAUCAUUGCCGCAACUUUAUCUUGAGUCAAGUUUGGUGGCAACUUUAACUUGAGUCAAGAAUAGUGGCGAUUGUGACAUUUGAGUCAACAUCGGUGGCAAUUUUAACUAUUGGCGAGUCUAACUUGGGUUUAACUUGGUCCAUUUCUAAUAUUGGACCUCAUUUGAGCUAUUCAUCAGCGGCAAUUCUAACUUGAGUCUAGAUCUGUGGCAAUUCAACUUGAGUCUGUGACAAUUCUAACUUGAGUCUAGAUCAGGAGCAAUUCUAAGAUUGGGUCACAUUUCAAUUGAAAUAGGUCGAGCUCCUGGAACGAAGCCUCUUUUUAAAAGUCUAGACAGUGAAACAUAAAUUCCACUUUGAUUUUCGAUCAGUGGCAAUUUUUUAUGGAGCAAGUUAAGCUAGAGGGGAGGGGGGGGAGUACACCUAGCGGUACCCCCUGCUCGUUUUCUCUAUGAUUUCAAUAAGAAGAAGAAGCUAGGAUGUAUAUAGUGCAGUCUGGCUAUCGUGAUAGAAACAGAAACAGGAAUGAAGCAUUAUAUGCAGUC